AUGGCGGAACUGGCAGCGGCGGAAGGGCCGCCGCGGGGCCGCACACCCAGUCCGGGCCCCGGGGGAGUGCCGGGACCGCCCAGCCCUCGCUCGGCCGCGCCGGGGUUCUCCGGCGCUAUGCUGAGCCCGAGUCCCGCCGGUGCGGCCCGGCCGCCCUCCGCCUCCAAAUGGGUGCGGCUGAACGUGGGCGGAACGUACUUCGUGAGCACCCGACAGACGCUGUGCCGGGAGCCCAAGUCCUUCUUGUGCCGCCUCUGCUGCCAGGACGGGCCCGAGCUCGGCUCCGACAAGGAUGAGACAGGAGCGUAUCUCAUCGAUAGAGAUCCCACGUAUUUUGGUCCAAUACUGAACUACCUCCGACAUGGGAAGCUCAUCAUAAACAAGGAGCUCGCAGAAGAAGGGGUACUGGAAGAAGCUGAGUUUUACAACAUUGCGUCGCUUGUGCGGCUGGUGAAGGAGCGGAUACGGGAUAAUGAGAACAGAACCUCUCAAGGACCUGUGAAGCAUGUAUACAGAGUCCUUCAGUGCCAAGAGGAAGAGCUCACACAGAUGGUGUCCACCAUGUCUGAUGGGUGGAAAUUUGAACAGCUAAUCAGCAUUGGAUCUUCAUAUAACUAUGGAAAUGAAGACCAGGCAGAAUUCCUCUGUGUUGUGUCUAGGGAACUCAACAAUUCUACCAAUGGCAUUGUCAAAGAGCCCAGCGAGAAGGCAAAGAUUCUUCAAGAGCGAGGAUCUCGGAUGUAAUUCAAGUGUCCACUCCUCUAGAACUCCCAGAUGUCAAAAGGGCAAUCUAGUUGGACAGAGCAUGUCUCCACAAUGCAAACUUGCCCCUGUACAGUAACCAAGCUAAUGCAAAGCAAAGCCAAGCCAAGCCUGUCCUACCAGUUAUGAGUAAUUCUAGUCCUAACCAAAGGCUUUCCUUCUGUUCUGGAGAACAAGAAAGGACAAAACUCUUCCAGGUGGAUUUCAGUCCGUUCCACAAGUAUUUGUUUUAUUUUUUGGCCAGUGCUGUACUGAAUUUUUCCAACAACAGCUGUGCUGGAUUCCCAGUUGGAUUCUUUGCAAAGGUUGCUUUAGGUCCACACAGCCUUGUGGUCAGUCCUACCUUACACAGGCUGCCAUGGGUGGAAAGGUCUGUUUGACCUGUGCCUAUGUCUACAACCAUCAGAACAGUGCAGAGAUCUUGCAGUGCUCCCUCCUGACAGCCAGUCCCCCACAGAUCAGAACAGGGCUUUAAAAGAAGGAACAAAGAAGCUACUUGUAAGAAACAAUUUUUUUCAUUCUUGCUUUGUAUUUGUUCCUUGUACAAUUCCUAGGAGCUGAGCUUCGCUAAUAAGGGGAGCGGAGUUACACGUGCAUCUAACACAGGUCUUGCUGUUAGCACUAUCAUAUAUGGGCUCCUGGCGUUUUCCAAAGCCCAUUUCUUCUCAUGCAUGCAAACAGACCUGUGUUCACCUAGAACAGUGUCAGAGUAAUGGUUCUGUCCUGUAUACCUCUCUGUUGAAGAAUAAUGGUGACAUCUUCCCCGUCGACACCUUGCCAUGACCAUAUGUCUUAGCCUGGUGCAAAAUCACAAGAUUAGGGACUUGUUCCAGCCAAGUUCAGCUUUGCCUUGUAUCCAGCAGCAUGGGCUCUGUCACCUGCCUUUUCACCAAGGGAGGACUGUGGGCAGAACUUCUUUUGUACUGUAGCAAGCAGGUAGGUUUGAUUUUACCUGCGGGACUCGUUACAGAGGAGAUCCGCUAUUUACAUACAGCGAUUUAACUGCAUCUUCCCUCGUGUCCCCAACCUUUAAAGAGAUCAGCUCAAAUUACACAGGGGCAUCAAGAGCUGGGGGUGUGGGGGGUGUGAAAAAUUGCCAAACUGUUGUAAUAUAUUUUGUCCAAUGUGUCAACUUCUGUGACUUUUUUUGAAUGCCUUGGAUAGAUGUGCAAAAUGUUCGUUUGUGCCUCUCUUGAACUCUAAUCUUAGCCAAAUUGCAGUCACUGUUUCCUCUAUGUUAAGCUGUGCCAUCCCUAACCAAGGGCAUGUCCCUCCUAGUCUGGUAAAUGAAAUUUCUUAGGAAUUUGCUGCUGUGCGUUUUUCUCCUUUCAUCCCUGCUUUGUUCUUGUAGCCCAUGUGUCCUGGCACUUAGUUUUUCUUGAGUCAAAUCCCAAACUAAUGCUACAUGCAGAGCUUCAGAGAUGUUGGAAUUUGCAGACAUGGAUGAGCACAGAGCAGAUGAUUCUCAAUAAGGUAUCAGAAAUUCCUCCCCUGGUUUGAGGAGUUUGGUUCUUUUAUGGAAAAAUUCAGCUACCUGUGGUCUCCUUAUGGUAUUGAGAUGGAAAUAGGAAGGUCACCUGUUUUAUCACUUACUGCUGGCAGGGCCUAAGGAUAGCAAAAUGUUACCAAAGGUCUGACAGCCAGUUCAGUAAACAAGGCGUACAGCAAAGGCACAGAGCAACACAGCUGCACUUGGCCUCUUGGUACAUGCUCAUGCCUGUCCUUUUCCAUCCUUUGCCAAUGUUCCAUGCUUUCACUGGAGGCUUUGCCUCGUUCACAAGAAUUGCCAGUCAGUUAUCCAUGCCAGCUCAGUCCUGGUAACAAUAGACCAUGCCAAAUGUCUUUGAAUUCACAUUCUGUCAGUUACAGGCUGUUGAAACACAGCUGGCUUGCCAUUGUGCUGAAGAACCCAGCUCUCCUCCUUCCCUCCAUCUUCCCCAUUUAUAAUGUAGUGAGAUGGUAUUGGUGUGAUUAGACCAUACAGCUUGGCUGGGCCUAAAUAACACUGUGGUAUUAUAGAUAUCUCUCCUCUGCCAGUAUCUUGUAGUCUCAGUCAUUGUGCUCUCAGCUGAGAAAUCAAGAAGAAUCAUCGUAAUGCAAGUUAACAGCCUGAAAAGCCCUCUAAUUCUCAUAUUCAUUUAUGUUCUCUGCCUUCCUUGGAGGAGGGAGUUUCUGGAAACUGGAAGGAAAUACCAGACUGAAGGUGACAGGGACUGGGUGAGCUGCAUCUGUCACAUCAGCGCCAGCUGAACACCUCAAACUCACAGCAACACUGAUGAGCUCUCCUGAAGGGAGACAUUCUGGCCAGUACAGUUCAACCAGGUAAAAGCAAUACCUUGUUCCAAAAUGCCAUAUAUGGUGAAGCCCACGAGAGAUUGCCUCAUGCAAAAGCGAUAGCAUCACUCCCUACUGAGCCACAGAGAGCAAAAAAAAAAAAACUACCACGAAAAAAACCACCAUUAUCAGCUGAGCAGAGCUGCUGUUUAACUCAUCCAUGUGAAAGACCAUCAAGGCUGCACCUUGGAUCUCCCCUCCACACUGCUCUCUGCAGCAAGGGCUUGUCAGUGUAUUCGAGUCUCCUUGGCUUCGGUUGCACAGGCCUUGAGUUCGACAGAGUUGACAUACAAAACCAGUCUGUUCCUGAAUAGCCCUUAUUGUUGGAUGAUACUUAGGACAAGGCACAAAGACCAUGCAGAUACAAUCGCAGGGGAGGAUUUCUUCUCCCCUGAUAGCGCUAAUGACCUGUACCCCAGACCAAGGGCCACUCAGCAUGAUGCCAGCUGCAUCUCUAUUUGCUCAGCAUAGGGCGUUUCCUUCUGUUACUUUUCACUCACUCACAAUUAUAUCAAGACUAACAAUGAAGAUGAAAUUUGCCCCAUUGACUCUAAGGUAGUAUGCUGUGAGAAGGGGGAGAGCUACUGGAUAUCCAAGAGUGUUUGUACCUCUUGGGAGAGUUCACCUCAAAGCAUUAGUCCUGGGAAUGGAAAGUGUGACGUUUGGGUUUUGGUUUUUUAUAGGUUUUUCCAGUGGCCUGGUUGUUCUAUUAUGGCAAGACUGGAAAUAACCUUUUACAGUGUCUUUGUUUCUGCAUAUUUUUAAAUAGAUUUUCUCAGGGGUGACUGAAUGGGCUGAGGCAGAGGGAGUAGUGAGAUGGAGCAGACCCCAGCCCGGUAGCUGGGUUGUGGGCUCCUCCUUUGCCUGCAAAUCCAGAGGUUUUGUACAGUUUGUCACCUGUCAGUGCCCUUUGCUACUGUUUCUCUUUGUUUAUUAAAUGUGUUUGAAUAACAGUUGAGAUGCUGCAAUUAAUUUGUUUUUCCAAUAAAGAUUCUGAAAUGGGUUUGAAGCAUA
Molecule: messenger RNA, 4110 nt
Organism: Centrocercus urophasianus (Greater sage-grouse)
Lineage: Eukaryota; Metazoa; Chordata; Aves; Galliformes; Phasianidae
Gene: KCTD2
Product: potassium channel tetramerization domain containing 2
Exons: 6
Coding region: 1-744 (247 amino acids)
Biological process (GO): proteasome-mediated ubiquitin-dependent protein catabolic process; protein homooligomerization
Cellular component (GO): Cul3-RING ubiquitin ligase complex; cytoplasm
Molecular function (GO): cullin family protein binding
Source: RefSeq, a predicted model, not a curated record